CACGAAAUUCCUUGGCAUAAUAUAGCGGUGCAAACACAACGUACUGUUUCAGUUUGUCCUUCUAGAGACUUUAAUUUGGGUCACACCGUGGCUUCCACCAUUGGUCAUCUCUUGUGUUCAAGAAACAAAAGCAACAAGAUCAUAUUUGUUCCACAGGGGAAAAGAGUUUUCUUGCGGAUUGCCUGGCAUUCUAACACGACAAUCAAGCAAUCGACUCCUCACCAUCGCUGUCUCUGAUUUGGUGGAAAAUGAUGAAAGGCUUGGCAAUUUUCACGCUGCUCAUGUUGUGUAAUUCCAUGUCGGCCGCACGCAAACCAAAGCACACUUUUCGAAGCGGUUCAGGAUCGGCGAGGCGACCCAACAUAGUUUUUAUUAUGACAGAUGAUUUGGACACUGCGCUUGGAUCGCCGGAGGUAAUGAAGAAGACUAGCAAAAUUCUUCGCCAAGAAGGAGCCGACUUUGUGAACGCGUUCGUCACAACACCUAUGUGCUGCCCUUCCCGCGCCAGCAUUUUGACUGGUUCCUACGCACAUAAUCACAACACGUACACUAAUAACUUGAAUUGUUCAUCUCCAUCCUGGAGAAGAGGCCCAGAGAAGAAAACUUACGCCAAGUACCUAGAGUCUUCGGGAUACGUAACGGGUUACUUUGGCAAAUAUCUAAACGAGUACGAUGGGAGCUGGGUACCAGCGGGUUGGAAAAAAUGGGAAGGACUGGUGUUUAACUCCAAGUUCUACAACUACACAAUACGACGCAACACGUACAAAGAACGACACAAGAUGGAUUAUGGGCAGGAUUACUUCACUGAUUUCAUCACUAAUAGGAGUAUCUCUUUCAUAAAACGGACAAAAGAGAACAAACCACACAGUCCUUUCCUAGCUGUGGUGAGUCAUGCAGCCCCUCAUGGCCCGGAGACGCCUGCUCCUCAAUACAGUACAGCAUUUCCUGGUGCCCAAGCUCCAAGGUAUCCUAACUGGAAUUAUAUAUCACUGGACAAACAAUGGAUCAUGAGGGAAACACCUGCGAUGAGUGCACAGAAAAUAGCUUUCGUGGAUCUGCUCCACCGCCGUCGCCUUCAAACACUGCUUUCAGUUGAUGACUCAAUCGCGCGAAUCUUCCACACUCUCCAGUCCCUAGGGAUUGAAGACGAAACUUACAUAUUCUUCACAUCAGAUCAUGGUUACCAUCUUGGUCAGUUUGGUCAGGUCAAAGGCAAGUCCAUGCCAUUUGAGAGCGACAUAAGAGUUCCUUUUUACGUGAGAGGACCAAUUAUUCCCAAGAAUAUCAGUGUAACAGACAUGGUCUUGAACAUUGACCUGGCACCCACAUUUUUGGAUAUUGCCGGCAUUAAGAUACCCAAAGACAUGGACGGCAUGUCUGUUAUGAAACUGUUCCGCAGGACAAGAUACGGACGAAGAGCAAAAAGGCGAACACAUGUUGUAUGGAGGGACACAAUUCUCAUAGAAAGGUCUCGAGGUUGGAGAAGGACGAAGAACUUCAUGAAAGGGAAAUCAGGGAACAAGACUGCUUCGGUUAAGGAGCGAAAGAUGACCAUUUUGGAAGACAUCUGCUCCAGGCCAAAAUACCAAUCCCCUUGUCAACCCAAGCAGCUCUGGGAGUGUCAGACAGUCAACCGCAGACCAAGACUGAGAAAAUGUAGACGAAAUACCACAACUGUAUUAAGGACAGCUCCAAUUACCCGACCUACACCUCCUACCGAUCCUGUGAAGAUGUGUGUUUGCAUGAAGCAAAGACCUGAUAGUGAACUGCAUGAAAACCAAAAUGACAUGCUGCUCUACGAGGAGGAGCUGCUCAUAAACGGCAUGGAUUAUUUGACCAAAGAACUCAGACGAAGAUCAAAAAGGUCUCGUUAUUUUGGAUACAAUCCAAGGAAGAGAAGAAAUGAGUUCAACAACAGGAGGUACCAGAAGGAAUUGGCCAGGGCUCAUAAGCUGCAAAAUCGACGUUCGAAGUCCAAAGUGUUUAUUAGGACUCCUGCUAGCAAACCAAAACCUCAGUCAAACGUGACUCAAACGCCUCACGGGUCUUCAGAAGUGCAACGAGCGGUGGCGGAAAAACUUGGAAAACUAAAGGAGAAAAUUCAGGGAAUAAGGCAACGCCUUGGUGCGUUGCGUGACAGGAGGAAGAAACUGCUUCUGAUAAGCGCGCGUGACAAGUUCUUAGAGUACCCCUGUCCAUGUAACCACGGUAAUGAUACCGCGAGAGAGGUCAAAGGAAACUAUGGCAAUGAUCAAUACCAGAUAUCAUCGCUGAGAAGAAGAAAUAAACCGCCAAAAGCUCCAUCCCGCAAAACAGAGACCAAGAAAAAAAAGGGGAAGGCGAAGCCAAGACGUAGCAUGUGUGCCAGCCCGGGUAUGAACUGCUUCUACCAGACAGAGGAUCACUGGAAGCUGCCGCCGCUCUGGACCGGAGGAGAAUUCUGUUUCUGUCCUAAUGCUGCCAACAAUUCUUACUGGUGCUUGCGAACAAUAAAUUCGACACACAAUUUUCUAUACUGCGAGUUCAUCACAAAUUUCUUGGAGUACUUUGACCUCAACAAGGACCCAUAUCAGUUGCAUAAUAUAAUUCAUGAGGUGAGUCCUGGUGUUCUAUCAGAGCUUCAUCAUCUACUCGUCAAGAUGCGAGGAUGUAAGGGAGAGGAUUGCACUCAUUACCAUGGUAAGAAGUACCCUACAGUACCGCCAACAAGUCCAGCGGUCAACACCCACUUGAGAGAAGGUAUGGAAGAGAGUCACAUGACUCCUUUACCAACAGCGCCAUCAAACCUGCAAACAUCUGCUCGAAGUGCAGUGAGCCCUUUGACUUCGGAGUCACCCUCUCUAGUCCUUGUUACGCGUUCGGACGUUACAGCAAGCUCUCCGCAGAGUGUUUGGAACAACGUUUCGAAACCAACCACUAUUGAAAAGUUUACAACACUUCCACCAAAAGAUGUAAAUGUAAAUUUGUUAGAACAUUCGACCAUUCAGUCGAUAUUGAACUCAGAACGAAAACAACAGCUCAUGGAAAGCUUAAAAACCGAACAUUCAAUUGCUCAAGUUAGUGAAAUGGCGCCUUUACCUACAGUUGACUUUAAGACUAAGAGCAAGCCAGACGAAACAUCAGACUUGGAGUCCAACUCCUGUUUGAAUUGUUCCAGGUCCGACAACCUACCGAAAACCUUCGUGAGAACUUCGGAACUCAACACAAGUUUAUCGGGAUUGAACGUUUCUUCAGUCCCAACCACACCAGCAUCAGCGACUCCAAAAAGCAAAGAGGAAACUAGUGGAAUGCAUUUCAAUAUUUCUACACCAAAACCAGCGAAGGGAAAAUCGCCCAAGAGACGCAAAAAUGGAGAUCGAGAGGGGAGAAAAAAAGAUAAAUAUGCUUCAAAAGGCAAACCAAAGAAUAAAAGUCUUAAGAAGUCCAGAAAGUUUAAAAAGAAAUCUUCAAACGGAGAAAGAACGUCACUGUCAGAAGAAAAGAAAGAGAGCCCAGAGAAUCCUACAAAGCAGACAGUUGUCUUAAACACCACGAUAUGGUCUCCGGAAUCUCCUUUAGACAAUAACAGCGAAAAGUCUGACCACGAGAAACCAUCUCAACCAACUGCAACACCCUCACUUGGCUCCAAUCAUGUACCCACAGUCUUAAUGAAGUCUUCGGGUCCUGACACAAGCUCUUCCAAACUAAAUGGUUCUUCAAUUGCAGCAACAUCAGCCUCUAUCACCACAUCAAGAGAAAGGAUGACUGAGAAAAAUGUGCGACAGACAACAGCAGUCAAACCAUCGAAGAGAAAGUCCGCAGAGAGAAGGAAGAACAGUAGCUCGAUUGAUAGGAACAAAAAAAAAUCUCUAAAAAAACUAAGAAAGAUGAAGAAAUUAUCGGAGAGAGAAAAUUCUCAAACUUCAGAAGAAAUUAAGCCGACCAUAGAGGCAGGAGAAGUAAACCAAACUGGAUUGAAAUCAAAAUCGACAAACAGAAGACCUGAAUCAGAGAACAAAGACAGCAAGAGGGGAAAUAAAGCAUUGCCGGAAGUUUCACGAAAACGGAGCAAAAAGCCGACAAACAACCGACCGGCGAAUCGGAACUUCAAGAAAAAAUCUAAAGGAAAACAUUCCAAGCAAAGACCGACUCAAAUUAGCCAGGAGGGAGGGGUGGUAGAAAAUGGCACCGGUUUCUCUUCGAAUUCGGAAUCUUCGCCCUCUAACCCUAGAAAAGAAAAUAACUAAUUUUUUUCUCUUCAUUGCUGGUUGGCUCAGUUUAGAUGUGUAGAAACCACUCCUUAAACUUGUCAAAAUUUGAAAAUGCUUCGCGAUUUACAUACCCUCAUCAAUCGAGGGCUGUAGAGAAGUCAUUGUAGAGUCAAAACCUCACAUAGCUUUGAUAGUUUAUGCGUUGUAAAAAAUAGUAGCCAGCAAAUCAAUUGCGGAAAGGUCUGAGGAAAACAAAUAAGUCUACUCACUCUCUCCUCCCUUGAUACUGGUUUAGGACGCUUAUUUCGUAGACUGUUUAAAAGUGGACGUACCAACGUGGAUGUUGGUUAGCGAAAACAAAUCUACUACAAUUGUUUUUGUCGUUAACUUUAUUAACUCCCAUGAAAAUUGUUGAUUGUUUUUUUUUUCUGUCGAAGUGUUGUAAAUUCUUCUUUUGAAGUGUUUUAAUUCAAUGUUUUUAGCUACGGCAAACUAAACAGAAGUGAAGAUUUCCUCUAACCGAUCAUUUUGAAAUUUCCUUGUUACAAAAAAAAUAAUAGUUGCAAAAACCUAGCUGUACUACUUAUCUCUUUUUACAAAAUAUUAUGAGCUAUGAAUGUUUAAGAUGAGUUGAGUUUAUUUGUAAAGCGAUUGGGUUGGUUUGCAGUCCGGUUCAGAAAGUCUCCAUUUCCGUUUCAGAGUGACACAAGAUUGAAUGAAACCACAAAAUCUUUUAUGGUUUUUUUGUUAACUCAGUGGUAGAGAAACUUUUAAUUGACGCUUACGCAGAGCUUUUUACAAAGAUGUUUCAUUUCUUAUGCGACAUAUGAAACUUUAUCUUUGAUUUGAACUAUUAAGUAAAAAUGAUGUUCUGUUAAAUGUCGUUUUCUGGUUAUCGUCUCUUAAAGCUUUUUUAUUAAGUUAUUUCAGAGCAUCUUUGUAUGGUGAUGGUUUUAAUAAAGCUUUAC
Molecule: messenger RNA, 5158 nt
Organism: Pocillopora verrucosa
Lineage: Eukaryota; Metazoa; Cnidaria; Anthozoa; Scleractinia; Pocilloporidae
Product: extracellular sulfatase Sulf-1-like
Molecular function (GO): N-acetylglucosamine-6-sulfatase activity; glycosaminoglycan binding
Source: RefSeq, a predicted model, not a curated record